Molecule: messenger RNA, 2412 nt
Organism: Knipowitschia caucasica
Lineage: Eukaryota; Metazoa; Chordata; Actinopteri; Gobiiformes; Gobiidae
Source: the annotation of a GenBank genome assembly
AUGAGGAGACAGGAGGUGGAGACAGGAGGAGGAGGAGACAGGAGGAGGAGACAGGAGGUGGAGAAAGGAGGAGGAGACAGGAGGUGGAGACAGGAGGAGGAGAUAGGAGGAAAAGACAGGAGGAGGAGACAGGAGGAGGAAACAGGAGGAGGAGACAGGUGGAGGAGACAGGUGGAGGAGACAGGAGGAGGAGACAGGAGGAGGAGAAGACAGCAGGUGGAGACAAGAGGAGGACACAGGAGGUGGAGACACGAAGAGGAGACAGGAGGUGGCGACAAGAGGAGGAGACAAGUGGUGGAGACAGGAGGAGGAGACAGGAGGAGGAGACAGGAGGAGGAGACAGGAGGAGGAUACAGGAGGUGGAGACAGGAGGAAGAGGAGACAGGAGGUGGAGACAGGAGGAGGAGACAGGAGGUGGAGACAAGAGGAGGAGACAGGAGGAGGAGACAGGAGGAGGAGACAAGAGGAGGACACAGGAGGUGGAGACAGGAAGAGGAGACAGGAGGUGGAGACAAGAAGAGGAGACAGGUGGUGGAGACAGGAGGAGGAGGAGACAGGAGGAGGAGACAGGAGGAGGAGACAGGAGGUGGAGACAGGAGGAGGAGGAGACAGGAGGAGGAGACAGGAGGUGAGGACAGGAGGAGGAGACAGGAGGUGGAGACAAGAGAAGGAGACAGGUGGUUGAGACAAGAGGAGGAGACAGGAGGAGGAGACAGGAGGUGGAGACAGGAGGAGACAGGAGGAAGACACAGGAGGUGGAGACAGGAGGAGGAGACAGGAGGUGGAGAAGGGAGGAGGAGACAGGAGGAGACAUUAGGUGGAGACAUUAGGUGGAGACAGGAGGAGGAGACAGGAGGAGGAGACAGGAGGUGGGGACAGGAGGAGGAGACAGGAGGAGGAGGAGACAGGAGGUGGAGACAGGAGGAGGAGGAGACAGGAGGUGGAGAAAGGAGGAGGAGACAGGAGGUGGAGACAGGAGGAGGAGACAGGAGGAGGAGAAGACAGCAGGUGGGAGGCAAGAGGAGGACACAGGAGGUGGAGACAGGAAGAGGAGACAGUAAGGGGAGACAGGAGGUGGCGACAAGAGGAGGAGACAAGUGGUGGAGACAGGAGGUGGAGACAGGAGGAGGAGGAGACAGGAGGAGGAGACAAGAGGAGGAGACAGGAAGAGGAGACAGGGGGAGGAGACAGGAGGUGGAGACAAGAGGAGGAGAUAGGAGGAGGAGACAGGAGGAGGAGACAAGAGGAGGACACAGGAGGUGGAGACAGGAAGAGGAGACAGGAGGUGGAGACAUGAGGAGGAGACAGGUGGUGGAGACAGGAGGAGGAGACAGGAGGAGGAGACAGAAAGAGGAGACAGGAGUUGGAGACAGGAGGAGGAGAAGACAGCAGGUGGAGGCAAGAGGAGGACACAGGAGGUGGAGACAGGAAGAGGAGACAGGAGGUGGCGACAAGAGGAGGAGACAAGUGGUGGAGACAGGAGGAGGAGACAGGAGGAGGAGACAGGAGGAGGAGACAGAAGGUGGAGACAGGAGGAGGAGGAGACAGGAGGUGGAGACAGGAGGAGGAGACAGGAGGUGGAGACAAGAGGAGGAGACAGGAGGAGGAGACAGGAGGAGGAGACAAGAGGAGGACACAGGAGGUGGAGACAGGAAGAGGAGACAGGAGGUGGAGACAGGAGGAGGAGACAGGUGGUGGAGACAGGAGGAGGAGACAGGAGGAGGAGACAGGAGGAGGAGACAGGAGGUGGAGACAAGAGGAGGAGACAGGAGGUGGAGACAGGAGGUGAGGACAGGAGGAGGAGACAGGAGGUGGAGACAAGAGGAGGAGACAGGAGGUGGAGACAAGAGGAGGAGACAGGAGGAGGAGACAGGAGGUGGAGACAGGAGGUGGAGACAGGAGGAGGAGACAGUAGGAGACAUUAGGUGGAGACAGGUGGUGGAGACAGGAGGAGGAGACAGGAGGAGGAGACAGGAGGAGGAGACAGGAGGUGGAGACAAGAGGAGGAGACAGGAGGUGGAGACAGGAGGUGAGGACAGGAGGAGGAGACAGGAGGUGGAGACAAGAGGAGGAGACAGGAGGUGGAGACAAGAGGAGGAGACAGGAGGAGGAGACAGGAGGUGGAGACAGGAGGUGGAGACAGGAGGAGAGACAGUAGGAGACAUUAGGUGGAGACAGGAGGAGGGGACAGGAGGUGGAGACAGGAGGAGGAGACAGCAGGUGGAGACAGGAGGAGGAGACAGGAGGAGGAGACAGGAGGUGGGGACAGGAGGAGGAGACAGGAUGGUUGGGACAGGAGGAGGAGACAGGAGGUUGAGACAGGAAGAGGAGACAGGAGGAAGAGGAGACAGGAGGAAGAGGAGACAGGAGGAAGAGGAGACAGGAGGUGGAGACAGGAGGAGGAGACAGUAG